GAGACAGAGAGGAGAAAGAGGGGGUUGGCUCUAGUGUGAUGUGAAUGGAAUAGAAUCAGCGCGAGAGGGAGAAAGAGGGAGGAGGACAGCACAAAUCAACCUGCCUCUUGACUUCAACAACAGAAUAGAGGAGCCGGUAGACAGAGAUCGGGAAGUGUGCGUGUUGUUUUAUUUUUAUUUUUGGAGAGAGGAAGAGAACGGCAGACAGGAGGAACUGAAGGAGGAGGAGAAAGAGCCUCACCGUGGAGAUAGAUAGCAGAAAAAUGCUGUCAUGGGGAGAGAAGGGGAGGGAGUCGCUAGAGAGGAACAGGAUGAAACAAGGCAGGGUCGAGCAGAGCUGAAAUGUGGAGGGCCAAACAGAGAUCGCACCGAGAAACUGACUGACUGAGAUGUGACCAUAGAGGGGUGGCCAGUGGACCAGACCAAAAGGAAGCAGCAGGCACUGAAGAGUGCAGAUGAGUGGAUGCCAUGUUAGAAGGGUUAAUAGAGAUAGAGCCUCUCCCACACAGAGGACUCCUGCUCCAGUGAUGAUCCUCUCAUCCGUACUCCGCAGAAAGGAUCCCCCCCAAAACUGGAGCACCACCAAAACACACAUCUGCACACCUGGACGAACCCCUGCAACGGGACACAGCUGCAUAUUCUCUUCAAUCCUCCUCAUCUACACUCAAGAUCUUGUUGGCUUGUGAUAACAAAGUGUGGCACCUUACAGAGACAUAUAUUAGAGCCCAAGGGUUGAGAAAGUUUACCUCUCUUAAGUGGGUUUUUCAUCUUUACAGUGCUCCCAUUUUACACCAGCACCAUAGAGACCAGGACAGAAAUUUAACUGGAAGAGCAGAAGGUUCUGGACAAGAGCGGGGAAACGAUUGUUAGGCUGGAGUAGGCUUCUAAGGCAACAUGCAGUCAGAUGACCUCUUUGUCCGCAAGUUUCGCCGUCAGAACAUGCGGCCAACUAUUGCCACUGUCAACUUUGACUCCAAACGAGAAGCAAAUGUAGUGGAGUGGCCGCCACGAAGGGAGGCUGAUGGAGCUGAUGGGGACAGCCUCACUCCAAGCCGUGUGGGACUGACGCUGAGGUCGGUGGGCCGGGGCCACAUCAUGCAGAGAAGUAACAGCGAUGUAACCUUAGGAGACUUGGAUUCCUCUGGGAAGACCGGAGGGAAAGCAGCUCGGGGGGUUGGUGAGAAGGUGGGUGCGGGUGCUCAGGGGGAUGGUGGUUUGCUUCUUCAUAGGGAAUACGGCAGUCUGUCCUCACUGGAGAGACAGACUCAAGCCCAGGAGCUGAACACAGACGACCAGGGGCCCCUGAGUCCAAAUGCCCUUCGUUUCAAAGACCCUUUCCUGCUUUUGGGACUGCAGGGCAACCCUCCAGAACCUGAUGGAUUCUUUCGGGGUCUGUCUGUUUCCACAGGGGACUCCCCAAAACCUGCCAAGCCGCCUAAGCCUGAAGGUCUGAGUAAGAAGACCAAACCCCCUCAGAUCCCUCAACCAGGUCCGUAUGACAACAUUGGGGGCGGAGCCUGGGUGAGGAACUUUGCCCACUACGAUGUUCAGAGCAUCCUGUUUGACCUCACCGAGGCAGCCACAAACAGAGACAGCAUUGGACGGAAAAAGAAUAUCACCUCAGGGGCUUCAGCUGCCUCCCAGCUGCGCCCCCUUUCUCAAGCCACCCCGUCCUCACCUGCGCAGGGCGGGGGAGGCAGCGGGCUGAAUGCAGAUGACCCUGAGCAGUCGCUUCUGGACGAAGGGGAUGGCAAUGAUAACGAGCUCCUGCUCAGCUGCCCCCACUUCCGAAAUGAGACAGGGGGAGAAGAGCAGGUGGGUCUGGGGCAAUCCCAGGGGAGACAAGGACUCUGGUCGAGCCUGCGAACCCCCAACGAUGCAGUGUCGGUCCUGGAAGAGCCCAGAGAGAGUCAUGUCCAACAGCAGGGCAAGAGCAACUACUUUAUAGAGCAUGCGGAUCUGGGAGCCCAUUACUACCGCAAAUAUUUCUACAUGAAAGAACACCAGAAUUUCUUUGGUAUGGACGAUCGUCUCGGUCCGGUGGCAAUCAGUUUCCGUCGAGAUGAGAAAGAAGGAUCCAGCGGAGCUCAGUACAAUUACAGAAUCAUCUUUCGCACCACAGAGAUGAAGACACUGCGAGGUUCCAUCUUGGAGGAGUCUGUGCCUUCUGCCGCUCGUCACACAACCCCUCGAGGCUUGUCUCCCAAGAGGUUGCUGGAGUUCAUCAUGCCUGAACUGAACCUGCACUGCCUUCGCUUGGCCUCAAACUCCCCCAAGGUUCGGGACACCCUGCUGAAGCUGGAUGAACAGGGGCUGAAUUUCCAGCGAAAGGUUGGGGUGAUGUACUGUCGGGCCGGGCAGAGCUCAGAGGAAGACAUGUACAACAAUGAGAGUUCUGGCCCGGCCUUUGAGGAGUUCCUGGAUCUGCUCGGGGGGCGCGUGCGGCUGAAGGGCUGGGAGAAAUACCGGGCUCAACUGGACAACAAGACCGACUCAACUGGGACUCACUCCCUCUACACGCGCUACCAGGACUAUGAGAUUAUGUUUCAUGUAUCUACUAUGCUGCCCUACACAGCCAACAACACACAACAGUUGCUGAGGAAGCGACACAUCGGUAACGACAUUGUGACGAUCGUGUUUCAGGAGCCAGGCGCCCUACCCUUCACUCCAAAGGCCAUCCGCUCCCAUUUCCAACAUGUCUUCAUCAUCGUUCAGGUUCACGAGCAAUGCUCUGACCACACCUAUUACAGGGUGGCUGUGACACGCUCUAAAGACAUGCCAUUAUUUGGCCCGCUGUUUCCUAAGGGUGCCCGAUUCCCUCGCUCGUCUGCCUUCAGAGACUUCCUCCUGGCGAAGGUAGUGAAUGCUGAAAACGCUGCGGAGAAGUCCGAAAAGUUCCGCUCCAUGGCCACCCGCACACGGCAGGAAUACCUUAAGGACCUAGCCGAAAACUAUGUGACCACCACGCCCAUCGACUCCUCCACCAAGUUCCCCCUGCUCUCUCUGGGAGGCAAGCGCAAAGACAAGCUGAAGGGUGCCAAAGGGGCCGAGCUGCACAGUGCCGGGGCACUGGUGUGGGCUGUGAUGGUCAACAGCGGAGAUGAAGUGGAGGCGGGGGAGCACAGGCUCCCAUGUCUGCUCGGGGUGUCGGCUGAGUCGGUGGUGCUCAUUGAGAGGUGCACACGAAAAGUGGUGUUUAACUGCUCCUGUCGAGAUGUCAUUGGUUGGAAGGCAGUGACAGAGGCUAAGGAGGGGGGGCCCUGCUUGGAUAUCUUCUAUGAGCGCGGAGAGUCAGUGUCAAUUAGUGUGAUGGAGAGCCAGGCAGAAGAUAUACGAGAGGUGGUGCAGAGAUUAGAGCUGGUGACGCGGGGCUGUGAGGCUCUCGAGGUUACCCCCCUGCGUGACGGAGUCGGGCAGCCCGGCUUCCUGAUGAACGAGGAGGGCUUUGUGACGGAGCUGCAGCGCUUCUGUUACGCUGAGAGCGGAGGCCUGCAGCUGUGGGCUCGCGUGGUGCGGCUGUGUGGACACUCGCUGGUUCACCUGAGCCCCGAGGAGAGGACCAGGCUGCUCCGCACUGCGCACAAGAUCCACAUCACUGUCAUCCCACCGGACGAGAACGGCAAGCCUCGCAGAAGUUUCUCCGAGCUGUACCAGAAAGCCAUCAAGGAUGCGGAGUGUAAACCUGGCGAGGCUCAGUCUGGAGUGGCCUGGGUACUCGACGAUAGGGAAGAAGAAGAGGAGGACGAGGAGGAAAAGAAGGAGGAGGAGGAGGAGAAGGAGGAGAAGGAGGAAGAAGCAAAGGAAGACGAGCUGAAGGCAUCUGCGGUCAGUGAAGCGGACAUGACGGAGGUGCAGGUGGAGGCUGAAGAGGGUCUAGGACAGUUGUGUGAUGAAGGGCAAAGUGAGAGUAGCCACGUCCUCCUCCUCACUCCGCCCAGCUUACCUUUGUUACGGGCCACUUCUCUGCAGGACCAACCGGCCAAUCAGAGCCAGGAGAACAGCGGCUCGCAGCUCAAACGGAGCCACUCUUUAGAGAAACAGCUGUUCUACAGGGAUACGUGUGAUGGGCACGUGUACGACAACGUGGGGCUAAAGGGGGAACGCCACAUCUCUGAGAACAUCGGCGAGCUGAGAGACGCCACACCUGAUCUGAUCCUGGCUGUCAAACCCAAGGUUCCCCUAGAAGACGAACAGUUCAUGGGUGCUGAGUUUGGUGAUGACAAAGCUUCGGUGAGUGACUCGUCUUCCCGGUUGUCAUGUUUAGACCGAGCUGAAAGAAAUUCACGCGCCCUAAGUCUUCAUAACUCCAUCACCAAGAUUCUCUCAGAGACAACAGAUUCAACUGAGGAGGAGUGGCAGUCCAUUGCUGACCUGGCCACAGCCUGCCGCAGUAUCCUGGAGGCUUUGUCACGAGAGGACCGUAAAGCCGGAGACCCCUCACAAGCAGGAGCUGACCAGACAGACGGCAAGCUGAAAGACUCAAAGGAAAAUGACUCUCCAGGCCACCUAGAAGAGAAGGUGUCGCAGCUGGAGUCCAUGCUGAAGAGGCUGCAGGAUGACCUGCAAAAGGAGAAGGAGGACAAGGCGGUGCUGCAGGCCGAGGUGCAGAGCCUCAGGCAGAACAACCAGCGGCUGCAGGAGGAGUCGCAGAGCACAGUGGCUCGCCUCAUCAAAGUCACCGAGCUGCUGUGCAACGUCAACAAGCCCUGUUAGCUUCACUACUGCACGGGCAAAACACACAAAUCGGCAGAAAGAUGCUAAUCGUACAACAUGCUUGUAUGCUCAGUACGCUUAUUUUGUUUGUAGGCUACAUAUUUGCAAAGGCAGACACACACACACACACACACACACGUAUCCCCUUCAGUCUGUAUAUCACCACAGUCUCCAUCCUGAAUCCUGGACCUGCCUGGUGAUGAGGCAGUAUGCAAAUCAACCCAUAAAAAAGAAAGAAAUUACAUUUCCAACACCCCAUGACCUUCACAGACUGACCAGUGUGCAGCUCUCCGGCUGCUGCGUUUGUGUUCUAUGCCAGAGUGCUUCUCUCGGUGUGUAUGACACAGUAUGUGCAAGGAUGUGUGCCACACGUGUACAUGCGUGCGUCUGUAUGUGUGCUCUGUACUGUACUCUGGUUCAAAUACUUGACAAGCUGGGCUGGAUAGCACAUGCAUAAAAAUUGGCAAUUAAUACUGAGAGACACUGUAUAGCAUGUUUGGUGGUCUUAGCUGAAAUGACCAAAAGUGUGUAUGUUUGUAUAUAUAUAUAUAUAUAUAUAUACAUAUAUAUAUACAUGAACAGUAGUCUUGCUAUCUUCUCUGCCAGGCGUGUAGUUGCAAUGUCUGAGUGUGGUUCUGCCUGGCACUGGUAGUGUGGAAGGCCUUGAAAACAGUAAGAAAAAAGGGAACAGGACAAUGACAAGCCUGUAGGCAGCCUUCUACUUCAAUAGAUGUAAUGAUGCUAACUGACUCACCUCAGAGCAAGGCCGGUUACGUAAGGAAAUCGUUCUCUGCCCUCAUUACUCUCAGCAGUACUCAUAUUUAAGAAACUCUGACGUUUUUAGAGAGACAAUUUAAGAAAAUCAAUACAUUAAAAAAAGACUUAAACUGGAAAUGUCAAAAAAAAAGGACUGAGCAUGCUUGUUCCUCCUGGAAGUAUGACAACAGUAUUACAGAGAUACUGCAAAGGGUUAUACCUCUCCUAAAGAUGCAGACAAUGGCAGGAAAAGAACUGCUUUUGCUUCCUUCCAUGAUUGCCUGUAGCUGUUUUCUUCUAACCUCACUAUUGUAGCAGCCAUACUGUAGAAGAUCUCCUCCUGCUGGCCUGAAGAGCGAUAUGCCAUAAGGCGGAUUGUCUUUCAGCUGGCAAAAUAGUUUUAGGUGUCAGAAUAACACACCUGGAACUAAUAGUGAAAUACAGAAUAUCGUAUUUAAAUAUGUUUUGUGUUCGGCUGAUGUCUACAGUGACUAUUUUGGGUAAUUGUUUAGUAUGGCUUAUGAGUGGUAGAGGUAAGGACAAUAUGUGAAAUCUUACCAUUCCACCCUGAUGUGUGUGUUGUAUUUGUUUUCUGUGUCGUUCUUGCACCUUUGAUUUUGUAAAAUCAGCACUGGAUAGGGCACAUACUGUACUUUAUUUAGCCUAGGUUACUUUAUGUCUUGCUCAACAAAAGAAGGUGGAUGCGAUCUCAUCCCCCCUGACACCACCUUUACCUCACCUUUUUGUGUCCGCUGCUGAUGGCGCCAAUAAUAAACACAAGUUCAGAGGGGUCAGACUGCUUCUCCUCAGUGCCAACGAAAAAGCCCGGGCAGCUUUCCUGAAUCGCACCGAAAUCAAACAGAACUGACCACAAACUGAACUGCAAACUCUAAACUCUGACAAAAAGGGAUGCCAAACGUUCGCCAGUUACUCAGACUCUCUUGUUCCUUGUACAAACUUCCUCUUGUAAUUUUAUUUUAGAGUCACUGUGAAUACCUGGUACCAGCAUAUUAAGAUACAGUAUAUACAGAUUAAAUUAUGAAUCUAAACUUUAUCAGUAUGUGAAAAUACUGUAUGUACAGCUGAACUGUUCCAUGUUACUUAGUGCAUUGGGUUGUGUAUGCCCUCCUUUUGCAGGAUUAUUAUGCAGAGAAGUGGUAAUUGUGGCCAUGCAGGGGUCCCGUUUCAUCUCCUGUACAUGCUGAAGCCUUGUGACUGAACAGGGAGACGGUGGUGUGAGAAGACCCGUUUUACUGUGUCUUGUAUAGUUAUUUAGAUUGUAGGAGGUUGGUCAAGCAUGAGAAUGUGCCAAGCAACUUCCAAGCUCCCCUCUAUAUGUGUGUAUGUAUAAAAAUGUAACUUAUUAA
Messenger RNA from Etheostoma cragini (Arkansas darter), 6836 nucleotides. Its product is annotated as signal-induced proliferation-associated protein 1. The transcript has 17 exons. Bases 895 to 4713 code for a protein of 1272 amino acids. Gene Ontology annotation, cellular component: plasma membrane; cytoplasm; Golgi apparatus. Gene Ontology annotation, biological process: establishment of epithelial cell polarity; epithelial cell morphogenesis; activation of GTPase activity. Lineage: Eukaryota; Metazoa; Chordata; Actinopteri; Perciformes; Percidae. The record is from RefSeq and is a predicted model, not a curated record. Gene Ontology annotation, molecular function: GTPase activator activity.